AUGGAGUUGGCCUCUUCUACUCUCAACGCAUACAAUGCCUUUUCCGUUCGACUGCCGCCUCGCACUUCCAGAAACUCCUCUCCAUCUCUAUCUCUUUUCAGACCUCCAAUUCGAAGAAAGUUACCGUAUUUUUCUUCUAAAUCUACAGCUCCUUCCAUAGGAGUUAAUUUGAAGGUUUUUUGUCAGAUUGAUAAUGAUCUUCAAAGGCAUAAUGAGCUUCUUGAUGUGAUCAAGAAGUCGCCAUCCAAGGUUGGUGAAAUUGUUGCUAGACGCCGCAAAGACUUCACAAAAGAAUUUUUUGGUCAUCUCCAGACUCUGGCAGAAUCUUACUAUGAUAAUCCAACAGAACAAAAUGCUGUGGCAAAGCUUGGUAAUACGUGCUUAGCUGCUGUACAAGCUUAUGAUACUGCUACCGAAAGUAUAGAAGCAAUCAAUGCUGCAGACUUGAAAUUUCAGGAUAUAAUUAAUUCUCCCUCUUUAGAUGCUGCUUGCCAGAAGAUAGAUAAUUUGGCUGAGAAAAAUGAACUUGAUUCGGCAUUGGUUCUCAUGAUAACAAAAGCUUGGUCAGCUGCUAAAGAGUCGAACAUGAUGAAAGAUGAAGUGAAAGAUGUAUUGUAUCAUUUAUAUACGACAGCAAGAGGUAAUCUUCAGAGGCUUAUGCCAAAAGAAAUUAGGAUACUCAAAUACCUGCUUACAAUCAAAGACCCUGAGGAGCGCAUUAGUGCUUUAAAGGAUGCUUUUACCCCGGGAGAGGAACUUGCAGGAAAGGAUAUGGACUGCCUAUACACGACACCGGAGCAGCUACACACCUGGAUUACGACUGUAGUUGAUGCAUAUCAAUUUAGCAGAGAGGGCACUCUUAUAAGAGAAGCGAGAGAUUUGAUGAAUCCAAAUAUUAUCCAGACUCUGGAAGAAUUGAGAAAAUUGAUCCAAGAUAAUUUCAUGUAA
Messenger RNA from Fraxinus pennsylvanica, 948 nucleotides. The record is from the annotation of a GenBank genome assembly. Lineage: Eukaryota; Viridiplantae; Streptophyta; Magnoliopsida; Lamiales; Oleaceae.